Molecule: messenger RNA, 1765 nt
Organism: Andrographis paniculata
Lineage: Eukaryota; Viridiplantae; Streptophyta; Magnoliopsida; Lamiales; Acanthaceae
Product: protein FAF-like, chloroplastic
Exons: 2
Coding region: 142-1407 (421 amino acids)
Source: RefSeq, a predicted model, not a curated record
AAGCCAACACAACACAACAAACCUUCACACAUUCCUUCCCUCUUCUCCCUCAUUCACGCCUUUUUCGCAACCGCCAUCCCUGCUGUGCUGUGGAUGCUGUUGCUUGGUCAUUUCAUUUAAGGGGAAGUGAGUGGAGGAAUUAUGGCGACGAUGAAGAUGAUUAAGAGCCAGAGUCGCAUAUUUGGUGCUCCGGUGGAGGAAGAGGGGAUGAGGAAGCAAGGUAUAGUCGCGAUUCUGGAUUCCGACGGCGGAGAGAGGAAGCAGGCGGCGUCGAUUAGGAGAACGCUGUCGGCGGAUAUGUCGUCGAAGAAAUGGCUCGAGCAGAACGGAAUGAAGAAGGUUGUUUCGUCUGAGGAACUGGCGAAGCUUCCGCUCUCGGUAGAUUCGUCUUCGUCGUCAUCCGAAGGUGAGGAGGAGUUCGAGAAAGUUCGCCGGAGGUUGAGUGAAAAACCGGCGCCGCCAUUGGAGGAUGUUUGGAGCUCGAUUAUGAUGUCGCAGAAGAGGAAGGAGUGUCCGCUGCCUCCGCCGUACGUUCAUCCGCUGGUGAAGAGAGCGUCGAGCAGUUUGAGUGAGAAGAGUCUCGAGAUCUGUACGGAGAGUCUCGGAUCGGAGACUGGAUCGGAUUGCUUUUCUGCUUAUUGUUCUUCGGAUGAAGGUAAGGAAGGAGACGAUAGGAUUUUUGAGGAGACUAAUAAGGUUGGAGAAAUUUUGUGUGGAGCUGUUAAGUAUAAGAAAUCGGCGGCGGCGGUCGAACCUCCGCCGCCACCGCCGCCGAUUCAUUCAAUUUCCGCCUCGAUUCACAUGAGUUCACACAGGGAGAACGGUAGGCUUGUUGUCGAAGCAGUUUCCGUUCCAGCGAGGAAUUUUUUCCAGGCUCACCGCCAAAACGGACGCCUGGUUUUGAGUUUGAUGCGUACUCCGUCGCCGGAUGAAACCGCCGACGAAGAGAUUCUGGAGGAGGAAGACGCCGCUGCCGCCGGAGAUGGCGGUUGCGCGGAGGAAGAAGAUCCGGCGGAAGAGGAUUUCCAAAGCCUAAAUUCAGAAGCGGUGGUGACUAAAUUCAUGACAAUCGGAAACCGUAAUCCGAAGGCCGACAAUACCGCCUGCGGCGGCGACGAGGUUGAAGAGGAGUUCACUCUCCCUCAGUCACUUCCGCCGCGAGUCUCACGACUGAUCCGAUCGCCGCCGACCGCCGCCUCAUUCAACGCGUACGAGUACUUCUGGAGGAACAUGGCAACCGGCGCCGGCUACGCGGUGCCGAAUCCGAUCAACAAACGCCGUCAUAACGGCGUUAACGGGGAAGAGAACAACGCGGACUAUUUCGGGGCGUAUUUCAGUGGGUGCAAGGAGGCCCGAACCCGAAGAUCCCUCUUGAUAUGGGAGCCCUAUAACUGCAUUGCGACCUAAAAUAAUAACAAUAAUAAUAUAUAAAAAAAAUUUAAUAUCUCUACCAAAAAAAUUAAAUAAAAUUAAUUAACAUCUCAAUUGAUUAAACCCUCUGCUAAUAAUUAUUAAUUAAUCAUAUGUAAAAAUCCUGUUGCCUAAUUUUUUUGCAUGAAUUAAUUAAUUAAGUCAUGUUGGUAGUUCUUUAAUGGUGAGUAAUAAAAUUUUCGACCUCAUUUAUUUAUGUCACCAUCAAUCAAAUUAAAAAUAUAUAUAUUUGAUAUUUUCACCAUAGUGGGUGAUGUGGUCUGUGUCUUGUCUUUGUUUUGUUUGUGAUAAUAAGAAAAUUAUUGUUGGUUUAACAAUUAGUUUUGCAUGUGAA